AUGUCGAUGGGCAUGGAGAUUGUGGGGAUUGCCCUGGGCGUCAUAGGAUUCAUCCUGGGCAUCGUGGUCUGUGCUUUGCCCUUGUGGAAGGUGACGGCCUAUAUCGGAGCCAACAUUAUCACAUCCCAGACCAUAUGGGAGGGCCUGUGGUUGAACUGUGUGACCCAGAGUACGGGCCAGAUGCAGUGUAAGGUCUACGACUCCCUCCUGGCCUUGCCCCAGGACCUGCAGGCCGCCAGAGCCAUGACAAUCAUCGCAAUCAUCCUGGGGAUUCUAGGGGUGAUGGUCUCCAUCGUCGGAGCCAAGUGCACCAACUGCAUCAAUGAUGAACCCUCCAAAGCUAAAGUCAUGAUCAUCUCCCCGGAAUUUUGUUCAUCCUGGCCCGGGAUCCUAGUUCUCAUCCCUGUCUCCUGGUCGGCCAGCACCAUCAUCCAAGACUUCUACAACCCCCUUCUGAUCAACGCACAGAAGAGGGAGCUGGGGGCCUCUCUCUACAUUGGCUGGGGGGCUGCAGCCCUGCUACUGAUCGGAGGGGCUAUGCUGUGCAGCUCCUGCCCCCCCAGAGAGGAGAAGAGGUACAAGCCCCCCGGCAUGGCCUACUCCGCCCCUCACAGCGGGGGCACAGCGGGAUACGUCAGGAAGGACUACGUCUGA
Oncorhynchus masou masou (cherry salmon) is the source of this 654-nucleotide messenger RNA. Its product is annotated as claudin-4-like. NCBI's taxonomy places the organism in Eukaryota, Metazoa, Chordata, Actinopteri, Salmoniformes, Salmonidae. Gene Ontology annotation, cellular component: bicellular tight junction; plasma membrane. The record is from RefSeq and is a predicted model, not a curated record. The transcript has a single exon. Gene Ontology annotation, biological process: cell adhesion; bicellular tight junction assembly. Gene Ontology annotation, molecular function: structural molecule activity. The coding region runs from base 1 to 654 and encodes 217 amino acids.